Aspergillus puulaauensis is the source of this 474-nucleotide messenger RNA. RefSeq lists its product as uncharacterized. Lineage: Eukaryota; Fungi; Ascomycota; Eurotiomycetes; Eurotiales; Aspergillaceae. The coding region runs from base 1 to 474 and encodes 157 amino acids. The record is from RefSeq and is a predicted model, not a curated record. The transcript has 3 exons.
AUGAGGUAUCUCAUAGCAACAAUCCUCUCCCUCUUCGCAGCUAUUGCCGCCGCCGGCCGGGAUCCAUAUACAGUGGCAUGCACUCUAAAAGGCGGCGCUCGCAUGAAACACGUCCCCGACUUAAAGAAAGCCGUCACAAAGGGACAAUCAAACAGCUUCCUGAUCCCCCCAAAGCUGGAGUACGGGAAAUGCGAGUUCCUGAAAUGCAUCGACGAUAGCGCUCUCUCUUGGUGUAAUUAUCACAAGGGGAUCACAAGCCAAAUCGAACCCGGCGAUAUCGCAGAUGCCGUCGACAUCAUGGUCAAAUACUGUAAACGGGGGGAUCGCAUCAAUGGCGAGCUUUACUACUCCGGGAAGCGCAAGGUUGCUCUUGAGUAUCACCAUACCGACAGUAAGUGUGAUGAGCACAAGUUCACGGAGGAUAAGCAGAAUGGUAUCCAUGGGGACUGGAUAACCAUUGGGCCUAGUGGUUGA